Messenger RNA from Daktulosphaira vitifoliae (grape phylloxera), 1963 nucleotides. It is a transcript of the gene CCT3, whose product is annotated as T-complex protein 1 subunit gamma. Gene Ontology annotation, molecular function: ATP binding; ATP-dependent protein folding chaperone; ATP hydrolysis activity. Gene Ontology annotation, biological process: protein folding. Lineage: Eukaryota; Metazoa; Arthropoda; Insecta; Hemiptera; Phylloxeridae. The record is from RefSeq and is a predicted model, not a curated record. The transcript is spliced from 2 exons. Gene Ontology annotation, cellular component: chaperonin-containing T-complex. Bases 131 to 1786 code for a protein of 551 amino acids.
UAUAGGUUAUGUCAAUUUUUAAUCACUGCGACUUUUGAAGUAAAUUUCAUUGUGUUAAUUUUAAUGUUAUUUUGGUUCAAUUAUUCUUUAUUAUACAUUACUUAAAGUUUUAACUUACAAGUUUAUAAACAUGAUGUCCCAAAAUGGUGCACCAAUAUUGGUGCUCAAUACAAACACGAAGAGGAAAUUUGGCCACAAGGUGCAAUUAGAAAAUAUUGCUGCAGGUAAAGCAAUUGCAGAUGUAGUACGCACAUGUAUUGGACCUAGAGCUAUGCUUAAAAUGUUAAUGGAUCCUAUGGGUGGUAUUGUAAUGACAAAUGAUGGUAAUGCUAUACUUCGAGAAAUUACAGUUCAACAUCCAGCUGCUAAGUCAUUUAUUGAAAUAGCUCGAACUCAAGAUGAAGAAGUGGGUGAUGGAACUACUUCAGUUGUCGUACUUGCCGGAGAAAUACUUGGAAUUGCUGAACAAUUUUUAGAACAAAAAAUUCAUCCUACUGUCAUAAUUAGAGCUUAUCGUCAAGCUCUUGAAGAUAUGUUAGAAAUUUUAGACAAAGAGUAUAGUAUUCCAUUGUCAUUAGAUGAUGAACCAAAACUUAUUGAAGUUAUUAAAUCAUGUGUUGGUACAAAAUUUAUUGGUAGAUGGUCUGAUUUAGCAUGUAGUAUUGCCUUAAGGGCUGUUAAAACAGUCAGUAUUAAAGAUGAAAGCCGUACAGAGAUUGAUAUAAAAAGAUAUGCAAAAGUUGAGAAAGUGCCUGGUGAAGCCAUUGAGGAUUCUCAAGUUUUGAAUGGAAUAAUGUUGAAUAAGGAUGUUACUCAUCCAAAAAUGAGAAGAUUUAUUAAAAAUCCAAGAAUAGUACUUUUAGAUUGUUCAUUAGAAUUCAAAAAAGGAGAAAGUCAAACUGAAGUAGAAAUUGUAAAAGAAACUGAUUUCACAAGACUAUUGCAAAUCGAAGAAGAGUACAUUAAACAAAUAUGCUCAGAUAUUAUUGCACUAAAACCUGAUUUGGUAUGUACUGAAAAAGGAGUUUCUGACUUAGCACAACAUUUCUUAUUAAAAGCUAACAUUUCUGUUCUUAGACGUCUAAGAAAAUCUGACAAUAAUCGUAUUGCAAGAGCUUGUAAUGCUACAAUAGUUACUCGAACUGAUGAGUUACAAGAGAAUCAUGUAGGAACAGGAGCUGGUCUUUUUGAAGUAAAAAAAAUUGGUGAUGAAUAUUUUACUUUCAUAACUGAUUGUGUCAAUCCUAAAGCAUGUACUAUUUUACUUAGAGGACCAAGUAAAGAUAUACUUAAUGAAGUUGAACGAAACUUACAAGAUGCUCUGCAUGUAGCUAAAAACAUUAUGUUGAAUCCUAAAUUGGUUCCUGGAGGUGGUUCUAUUGAAAUGGCUGUCUCGCAAGCUUUAGUCAAAAAAAGUUCUCAAAUUGCUGGUGUAGUACAAUGGCCCUAUAAAGCUGUUGCUCAAGCUUUAGAAGUUAUUCCACGAACUCUUUUACAAAAUUGUGGAGUUAGUACUAUAAGAACAAUGACCUCAUUGAGAGCUAAACAUGCAGUGAAUGGUAAUGAACAUUGGGGUAUUAAUGGUGAAACAGGUGAGAUGGCUGAUAUGAAAGAACUUAAAGUAUGGGAACCAAUUGUAGUAAAAUCACAAGUUUAUAAAACUGCCAUUGAAACAGCUAUUUUACUAGUUCGUAUUGAUGAUAUAGUAUCUGGAACCAAGAAGAAGGGAGAAGAAGGUCAACAAAAGGCACCUGCUCAACCAACUGAAGAGUCAAUGAAAGAAUAAAAAUUUGCAAAAUGUUGCUACUUUUUUACUUAUUACUAAAUUAUAACACUUGUAACAAUCUGUUAAGUACUAAUGAUUUCUGAAACUAUUUUAUAUUACUUAAAACUAUCCUAACAAAAAUAUUUUUUGUAUGGUUUUACCUACAGCUAUAAAAAUUUAAUAAACAUAUUCAUACUA